AUCCUGUGGUCUGGACCACAGAAUAGGCACUACGGUAUCGUCAGUAUGGUAACCAGUCUGAUCUGUAGCCACGGCUGCGAGGCUACCCGAGACUACUCGGUAGCUUCUGCCAGCGAUGCCGAAACCUAGCGCGUCUGCGGUGGACCAGGUCCGUCUUAUGCCGCAUGCGUCGUUACGAGAAGCAAUGCGCCCAAUACAUGGUUAUACUGAUGGAUGAAGAUCCAAGGCGCCAUCUGGUGUCGGGCCCCUCGCUAUGUCCGUCGUAUGUGCGUUUUGUGAACAAGACGUGCCGCCAGGUUGAUGUCAUUUGGCUCAACUAUGACGGCCUGCGCAUCAAGUACAAGAGCCUCGGUCCAAGUCAGAUGCUUGAUGUGGACACUUUUGUGAACCACCCAUGGAUCUUUCGGGAUUCCUUAACUUGCCGCAUGGUUGUUCUGAUGGCAGCCGCAGUACACCCGCAGGUGGUUCUCAUCACCCUACCUGUGUACUCGCUGAAGGAAAACUGUUUCCAAGAAAUACGCCGGUGCAUUGUCUCGCCCGAGGCCAUUUUCCAGACUGAAAUCCCGCGGUCGCUGCAGAAGGAGUACCUCGUCUUUCUUCAGCAGCAGUAAAGAGCAGGAUGUGCCUCUAUGUGGCCACCUACGGGACACAUAGUGCGAAUCAACUGGCUAGGACAAGCGACCGUCAAGUUCAACUGAUGCUCGGCAUAACACUACUGCCAACGUAGCCGGUCUAAUGUAACUGGCGACUGACCAGUUCAUUGUUUCCAGGUCGUCAUCUAAGUGGGCUGUGUCUUGUUGUAAGUUGGCUGUUUUCGGCGCAACUUGCAGUGUGUUACUGUCAAGGCCAGACACAUCAAUCUGCAGCCAAACUGAUUUAGUCUAUGAAUUGUUUACUGGAGUCAAAAACAUUUAUUGUAUGGGUGAUCAGCGGACGUUUAGCAUCACAAACCAUUGCAGGAGCUAUGCAGGGACACCAUAGGGGGGAAGGCUCCAAAUUAAUUUGUGAGCAAUUGAGGUUCUUCGCAUACGCGUUGUUCCCAUGUAACACAAAAGAAGCUAUUUUCCGUCUAAAAGACGUCUUUAACGGCUAUCGAAAAGGGCUAAUAGACGUCUUGGUCAAGACAUUCCCGUAGCCGUAGACGUCUAUCCGACGUCUGAUAGCUGUGCUAAUGUCCCGCUAGUUGACGUCUUUAGAAGACGUUUUGAAAAGACCAAGAUAAGACGUUUUAUAGACGUUCUUGUUUUUUCGCCGUUUUCGAAAUUUUGGACUUUCGAAAUAUAAAAUAAACUAAUAUAACUGUCUUUGCAGAUGUUUGGUCGGCAGCCUGACGGCUACCAUAGGAAGAUAGAGAUUGAAGGGACCGAAAGAGCUCCCGCGAGAGCACUUUCCUGUUUUUCUCACACUUCCUAUGUCAGUCGUCGAGCAAGUGACCAAACAAUCAAGCAAGAUCACUAACAUACGUACAUACCUGUUCACCCACGCAUGUCCCCACUGUUGCAUAUAUAAGUUUUCGACGCUGAGUUUACUCGCGUUUAUUGCGGACCGAAUCAAGUUGUUGCGGUCGCUCAUAUAUGCCGCGUGAAUUAUUGGCUACUUCAGCACACCAUACAUAUCCUAUUUUCAUGUAAAAGACAUCGGUUUAUAAUAAAUUUGAACACGUACGCAGGGGAUCAAGUAUACUGUACUAGAUAAAUGACGUUUAGCGGAUGGCGCGGAAAUAAAUAAUCGCGCUUCUCAGCAACAAUAAAUUAUCCCAUGAUGUCGUCAAAUCGGCUUUAUUAAUGAAUAAAGCACAACCAAAUGUGGCACAAAACACGUCGGAAGGUGACCGCACAAGGUGAAGCUGAGUGGCACGGCAGCGACGUAAAUAAAAUUCUGCAUGCACUCCCAAGUCUCGUCAAAGAAACUGCACUGGCUUCCGCAUUUGCUGGCGUGGUCUCAGGCCCAAUAUCUUUCACAAACAGCAGUGAAGAAAAGCUGCAUACAGAGAAAGCAAGUAAGCUACGCAGGAUUUACAACAAAUAACAGAUCAUCAAGUUACUCUAAAGAAACAGUUCCAAUUACAGAUAUGAUAAAA
Messenger RNA from Rhipicephalus sanguineus (brown dog tick), 2080 nucleotides. Its product is annotated as von Hippel-Lindau disease tumor suppressor-like. NCBI's taxonomy places the organism in Eukaryota, Metazoa, Arthropoda, Arachnida, Ixodida, Ixodidae. The record is from RefSeq and is a predicted model, not a curated record.